This is a messenger RNA of Carassius carassius (crucian carp), 2286 nucleotides long. It is a transcript of the gene abi3a, whose product is annotated as ABI family, member 3a. NCBI's taxonomy places the organism in Eukaryota, Metazoa, Chordata, Actinopteri, Cypriniformes, Cyprinidae. Gene Ontology annotation, cellular component: lamellipodium. The coding region runs from base 4 to 1569 and encodes 521 amino acids. Gene Ontology annotation, molecular function: SH3 domain binding. The record is from RefSeq and is a predicted model, not a curated record. The transcript is spliced from 11 exons.
GAAAUGAAGGAUCAAAACUACUCCGAAGAAGUUACAAAAAUACUGGAGGAGGCCCCCUCCGCUCGCAAAGCACUUUUAGACAACUAUAACAAUUUAUACAAAGUAGCGGAGUACUGCGAGAGCAACUACCUGCAGGCUGGAAAUGACACCACCAAAGCCCUGGAGGAGACCAAGGCCUUCACCACCCAGUCCUUGGCUAGUGUGGCCUAUCAGAUCAGCUCUAUGGCCACCAAUGUGCUCAAGCUUCUGGAUGCACAGACCCUGCAGCUCCGCAAGAUAGAGUCCUCCAUCAACCAGAUCGGACAGACCGUGGACAUGCACAGGGAGAAGGUGGCCCGCAGAGAGAUCGGCGCUUUCACAGUUGCCAAGAGGGUUCCACGCAGUCAUAAGGUUGUCCCUCCAGCAAAAAAUAAAGAAGCCAAGAUCAAGUACUCCCGCACACCCAUCUCUUUCUCUAGCCUGGACUCAGUCGGCCAUGGCGUGAAGGAUUCUGGUCAGCCGCAGGUAAAAACAGCUACCAUGACACGGAGCAGCAGCACACUGAGUCGAAGCAGCCGUCCACCUGAGCCUGUCCAGUGUCCUGUGGCACCCACUCUCUCUCAUGGAGCGUCCCUCACCUCGCUCAAUGACAAGUCUAUUGCUUCAAGUUUUGGUAAAGCCGUGCCGCCUCCUGUGGUGCCCAGCUGGCCCACCAGUCCUGAGGUUGACAUCAUUGACACGCUGCUGGGUGAAGGGCCUCCUCCACCACCCCCACCGAUGGAGGCAGAGGGCGAACAGGAGCAUGGGCUGGAGACCGGUCCACCCCCACCUCCACCACCUCCUCCCCUCGACUGCACCAACAUCCCCCCGCCCCCUCCUAUGGCCACCUCAGUGAAUGCACCUGAUCCCAGCAGCCUCAUGGCCAUACCACCUCCUCCACCAGCUCCACCUCUUGAAACAGUGGCUGAGGAGAAUGGAUUUCCUCUACCAGAAGCUCCCAUUGACAUGCCCCCUCCACCAGCCCCUGAUGGCCUUGAUCUUCCAGCCCCACUGCCUCCGCCGUGUGACCACAACUUUGAAGCUCCUCGCUCUCGCCGCUCACGGGUGCGACGUCAUCCUCCUAGCUCUCGCUCGCUGUCUCUGAGGGUUCGCAUGGGCCCCAGCGCUCGCUCGCUGUACACACGCUCGCUUUUUCUGCCUUCUGCUCAAUCAUUCAUGAUACCCCCACCCCCUCCAUACCCGCCUCCCCUGGCUCCGCCGGUUUCGUUCAGCCCGUUGUGCAGGAUCCCUGCCCGCCUGGAGCACCUGGACCUUGAGAUUCCAGCACCGCCACCACUAGACAGUUACGACAACUUUGAAGAGAUGCCCCCUCUACCUCCUCCCAUUGAUUAUGACAUAACUGCACCAGCAGACUAUUUGGAUAAAGUGGUGGCACUAUAUAACUACAACACAGGCAAGCCGGGCGACCUGGUGUUUCAGGAGAGCGAUAUCAUCUACCUCACCAGCAGGAAUGAGGAUGGCUGGUGUGAGGGCUUUCUCAAUGGAGUUAAGGGAUUUUUUCCUGGCAACUAUGUAGAGUCCACCGCUUAACUGGCCAUUAGAAGCCAGAACGCAAGUGAAUGAAGUAUCGAGGCCGAAGGAACCUUUCAUUUCAAUUUCUAUAGUAAAACAGUAAAGUCCGCUGUAUAAAUGAAACUGCAGAAAUGUUUUUAUACUAUGGUGACCUUUUAAAACGUUUUAAAUGGAAUUAACAUGCUGCAUGCUUAAACCAGCAGAGAUGAGUUUGUGUUUUUAAGUUGACUUUAGUCUUCAAUGAUGAUGAUGAUGAUGAUGAUGAUCAUAAUUGAUCUCUCAGGACUUUUAAGUUACAUUUCGUAAUGUACAACAUAUUAAGAAACAUUUUUGUACAUUUAGUUGUAUUUGAUAAGUUAAGCUCACAAAGUCGUGUUAAAUAGUGGAUGUUUAGUGGUUAAUUCUCUAAGCAUAUUUUCAUGGUUUGUUGGAAUAGGCAAUUGUGCAAAGUGAACAUUGAAGUAAUAUAUAAUAAUAGAUAUGUGUAAUAUAUUAUAAUGCAGUUUCCUAAUUAAAAGCCUUUUAUUAGUUAUGCUAAAUUACAUUUAAUUGAUACAAUUUUCUUGAUUCCCUUGCAAGUAAAAUACAGUAUUUUCCAAAACAUUUUAUGCUGUUUAGUGAAUUAAAUGUUAUGCACGACACAUUGGCCCAAUUCACAAUUUCAAUGUUUUAUGAUACCAAGUUAGCAUUUACAGUCCACAGAAUCAAUAAACUGUUGAAGGUAAUGUCUAGGAA